Colius striatus (speckled mousebird) is the source of this 1377-nucleotide messenger RNA. It is a transcript of the gene SP9, whose product is annotated as Sp9 transcription factor. The coding region runs from base 1 to 1377 and encodes 458 amino acids. The transcript is spliced from 2 exons. The record is from RefSeq and is a predicted model, not a curated record. Gene Ontology annotation, molecular function: RNA polymerase II cis-regulatory region sequence-specific DNA binding; DNA-binding transcription factor activity, RNA polymerase II-specific. Gene Ontology annotation, biological process: regulation of transcription by RNA polymerase II. NCBI's taxonomy places the organism in Eukaryota, Metazoa, Chordata, Aves, Coliiformes, Coliidae.
AUGGCUACGUCGAUCCUCGGGGAAGAGCCGAGAUUUGGAACGACUCCCCUGGCCAUGCUGGCCGCCACCUGUAACAAGAUCGGGAACACCAGCCCCUUGACCACCCUGCCCGAGUCCAGCGCCUUCGCCAAAGGGGGCUUCCACCCCUGGAAACGCUCCACCUCCAGUUGCAACCUGGGCUCCAGCCUCUCGGGUUUCACAGUGGCUACGAGCAGGGGCUCCAGCGGACUUGCCAGCGGCACGGGCACCGCCAACAGCGCUUUCUGCCUGGCAUCCACCUCGCCCACCUCGUCGGCCUUCAGCAGCGACUACGGCGGCCUCUUCUCCAACUCGGCGGCGGCGGCGGGCGUGUCCCCGCAGGAGCCCGGCGGGCAGUCGGCCUUCAUCUCCAAAGUGCACAGCUCGGCGGCUGAGAGCCUCUACCCGCGGGUGGGCAUGGCGCACCCCUACGAAUCCUGGUACAAGUCGGGCUUCCACUCCACGCUCUCGGCGGGCGAGGUGGCCAACGGGGCGGCCUCCUCCUGGUGGGACGUGCACACCAACCCGGGCUCCUGGCUGGAGGUGCAGAACCCGGCGGGGGGGCUGCAGAGCUCGCUGCACUCGGGCGCCCCCCAGGCCUCGCUGCACUCCCAGCUGGGCACCUACAACCCCGACUUCAGCUCCCUCACCCACUCUGCCUUCAGCUCCACUGGCCUGGGCUCCACGGCCGCCUCGCACCUGCUCUCCACCAGCCAGCACCUGCUCACCCAGGAGGGCUUCAAGCCCGUCCUGCCCUCGUACACGGACUCCAGUGCGGCGGUGGCAGCGGCCAGUGCCAUGAUCUCGGGCGCUGCCGCCGCCGCUGCCGGGGGCGGCUCGGCCCGCUCUGCCCGCCGCUACUCGGGCCGCGCCACCUGCGACUGCCCCAACUGCCAGGAGGCCGAGCGGCUGGGGCCGGCGGGGGCCAGCCUGCGGCGCAAGGGGCUACACAGCUGCCACAUCCCCGGCUGCGGCAAGGUGUACGGCAAGACCUCGCACCUGAAGGCACACCUGCGCUGGCACACGGGUGAGCGGCCCUUCGUCUGCAACUGGCUCUUCUGUGGCAAGCGCUUCACCCGCUCCGACGAGCUGCAGCGGCACCUGCGGACUCACACGGGCGAAAAGCGCUUCGCCUGCCCCGUCUGCAACAAGCGCUUCAUGCGCAGCGACCACCUGAGCAAACACAUCAAAACGCACAACGGGGGCGGUGGGGGCAAAAAGGGCAGCGACAGCGACACGGACGCCAGCAACCUGGAGACGCCGCGCUCGGAGUCCCCCGACCUCAUCCUGCACGACGGGGUGGGCGCCGCCGCCCGCGGACCGGGCAAGGAACCUACCGCGGGGCCCGGCGACUCCUAG